AUGUUUGAUUGCAGUGAAAUUUUUUUCCUUUUCUUCAAGUAUGGUGGUACUUUCAUCAAGUUUGGAGAUUCCACUGAAUACUUUGGUGGAAAAUUCAAGACAGUGUAUGGCUUAGACACUGAUAGAUUUAGAUACUUUGAUUUAGUAGAAGAAGUAGAGAAGUUGGGGGUUAAGGAGUUUGAUAAAAUUAUGUAUCAAGUACCUCAGAAGCUGAGAUAUGCUGGUAUGAAAGAGAUAGUGGAUGACAGUGGUGUUAUGGAGAUGAUCAACAUGGGCCAUAAGUUCAGAACUGUAAUACAAGUUUGUGUGGUUGAGAGUAACCCUAAGGAUGAUGGUGAUGGAGUUAAUGUUGUUGAUAAUGCAUCUGAAGGGAGUAAUUCUGCAAACAAAUUGACAGAUGAUGAUGGUGAUGUAAAUGUUGGGGACCAUGCAAUUUGGAGAUGA
Molecule: messenger RNA, 444 nt
Organism: Striga asiatica
Lineage: Eukaryota; Viridiplantae; Streptophyta; Magnoliopsida; Lamiales; Orobanchaceae
Source: the annotation of a GenBank genome assembly